Molecule: messenger RNA, 741 nt
Organism: Schistosoma curassoni
Lineage: Eukaryota; Metazoa; Platyhelminthes; Trematoda; Strigeidida; Schistosomatidae
Source: the annotation of a GenBank genome assembly
AUGAUCCAAUUAGAAAGUGGUUAUCAGUUAUUUAUGAAAAAUAAUAAUUUCUUUAUUUCAUCUUUUUUUCUUCCAUUCAAUUCAUUAAGCUGGUGGGAUGUUGACUAUUCAUUGGCUGAAGCAUGGUAUUAUGGAAAGAAUUUAGGUUGUAGCUUUGUUAUGGAAAGCUGUUAUGCAUACAUGAUGCGAAUGAAACAAGCAGGAAAAAGUACGGAACCCUAUUGUGAUGAACCAGAUACUUUAAAAUGUUAUCAUCAAAAAGCAUUUGGUAUUUGUGCUGUUGGACGGUUUACUCAAAGUUUACCACCUAAUGAACAAUAUUUCAAAGAUCCUUCUCAAGGAGGGUCUGGUGCAUUAACAGACAGAUGUCCUAUGAUCCAGCCUAUGCGAUCCUUUUUCAAUGAACCAAUUGUAACAUACUGUGAUCAUCAGCUUAAUAUUCCUGUCGCUCAAAAAGGAAAUAUGUUUGCUCAAGAUUUUGGAAAUAAUUCAUUAUGUAUUAUGCAUAAAGGAGCAUGGAGAGCUCAAAUGAAUGGAAGAGCAACAAAUGAUCCUCGAGUUAAAGCCACCUGCCAUCAGUAUUCAUGUUCUGGUGGUCUACAAGUGAUUAUUAAUGGUAAACCAUUCCCAUGUAAUUCAGGGGUAGCUACAGUUCAAACUAAUCAAAUUCAAGGCGAAAUUAUCUGCCCUGAUCCUAAUACUGUUUGUAGGAAUAGGCGUAGAUCAAUCAAGCAAUGAACA